AUGGAUUUGGCCAAUUAUUUUUCAAUUUUCCUUUUUGUGGCACUCAUUGCCAAGAUUUUGUUACAAUGGCUAGAUCACAAGUCCCAAAGCAAAACCAAAAGGCUUCCUCCAGGCCCACCAAGAUGGCCCAUUUUCGGUAACCUCCUUCAGUUGGGCCAACUCCCACACAGGGACUUUGCAUCAUUUUGUGACAAAUUUGGGCCGCUUGUCUACCUCCGCCUAGGCAAAGUCGACGCCAUCACCACCAACGAUCCUGAAAUUAUCCGUGAAAUUCUUCUCCGGCAAGAUGACGUCUUCGCCUCCCGUCCGCGGACUCUCGCAGGGAUCCAUCUGGCUUACGGCUGCGGCGAUGUUGCAUUAGCACCAAUGAGCCCACAUUGGAAGAGAAUGAGGAGAAUUUGCAUGGAGCACCUGUUAACAACUAAGAGGCUUGAAUCAUUUGCAAGGCAUCGGGCAGACGAAGCCCAACAUCUAGUGAAGGAUGUGUGGGCCCAAGCCCAAAAUGGAAAGCCCAUAAAUUUGAGGGAAAUAUUAGGUGCUUUCUCAAUGAAUAAUGUCACUAGGAUGUUAUUAGGGAAACAAUACUUUGGGGCUGAAUCUGCUGGCCCAAAUGAAGCCAUGGAGUUCAUGCAUGUGACUCAUGAAUUGUUUAAGCUUUUGGGUGUUAUUUAUUUGGGUGAUUAUUUGCCCUUUUGGAGGUGGAUUGACCCUUAUGGUUGUGAGAAGCAAAUGAGAGAAACUGAGAAAAUAAUUGAUGAAUUUCAUGUGAAGAUUAUUGAAGAACAUAGAAAGGCAAGAGAGAGGAAGAGAAAAGAAAUUCAAAGAGAAGAAGAUGAUUUGGACUUUGUUGAUGUUUUAUUGUCUUUGCCUGGUGAAGAUGGACAAGAGCACUUGAAUGAUGUAGAGAUGAAAGCUCUAAUCCAGGAUAUGAUAGCCGCGGCAACAGAUACAUCAGCGGUGACCAACGAAUGGGCAAUGGCAGAAGUGAUCAAGCAUCCACGUGUCCUCCGUAAGAUUCAACAUGAGCUUGAUGUCGUUGUGGGACCCAAUAGGAUGGUAAUGGAGUCUGAUCUAGUCCACCUUAACUACCUACGCUGCGUGGUACGUGAAACAUUCCGGAUGCAUCCAGCUGGGCCAUUUCUCAUCCCGCAUGAAUCUUUACGGGCCACCACCAUCAACGGAUACCAUAUCCCGGCCCAAACACGAGUAUUCAUCAACACUCAUGGGCUAGGUCGAAACACCAAGAUAUGGGCCGAUGUGGAGGAGUUUAGGCCCGAGAGACAUUGGCCUGCUGAUGGAAGCCGAGUCGAAAUAAGCCAUGGAGCCGAUUUCAAGAUUCUUCCAUUCAGUGCGGGCAAGAGGAAGUGUCCAGGUGCGCCGCUAGGCGUGACCUUGGUGCUUAUGGCUUUGGCUCGAUUGUUUCACUGUUUUGAUUGGGCUCCAACGGAUGGGCUAAGGCCCGAAGAUGUUGACACAACUGAGGUUUAUGGAAUGACCAUGCCCAAGGCCCGGCCCAUGUUUGCCGUUGCCAGGUCUCGGCUGGCAGAUCAUAUGUACAAGUGA
Molecule: messenger RNA, 1563 nt
Organism: Tripterygium wilfordii
Lineage: Eukaryota; Viridiplantae; Streptophyta; Magnoliopsida; Celastrales; Celastraceae
Product: cytochrome P450 703A2
Exons: 2
Coding region: 1-1563 (520 amino acids)
Molecular function (GO): iron ion binding; oxidoreductase activity, acting on paired donors, with incorporation or reduction of molecular oxygen; monooxygenase activity
Source: RefSeq, a predicted model, not a curated record